AAACACAACAACACCACACAGAGUUGAAUAAAACUAACACGCUGCAGUAGCACACACAAAACAUAAAUCGGAAGCAGGAGAAUGACUGAGAAUUUAACCAGCAAUUAUGAGGAAUUGCAUAGGGCAUCGAUGCGUUUUCUUACCGGCAGCACCUAUGAAGGUUCCUGGCACGAGGAUCUGCACAUGAUGGAUGGCUUCGGCAGCUAUCGCUUCCCCGAUGGCAGCGAGUAUCGUGGCCGCUUCGUGCAAGGCAAAUUCCAUGGCUAUGGACAUCUGAAGCUAGCGCUGCCUUAUCGCUUCACCAUCAAGGGGGAGUUUGUGCGGGGCAAACUGGUGAGCAUUGAUGACAUGUGGUUUAACGAUGGUCUCCACGUUGAGGGCAGCUUCCAAAAUGGUGAAUUUCUAUGCGAUGAAUGGAAGUAUCUGACGCCGCAGGAUCGUCGCUAUCAGGCGGAACGUUUCUACGGACAACAACCUGUGGGUCCUACAUCUUACUUGACCAAUAAUCUAUUGGCACGAACGGUGCCCGAUGGCUGCUACGAUGUGGAAGAAGGCAUCUUCAAUGCCGAUAAUGGCUGGCUGCUCGACAGACAACCGCCCUUCUCGAAGAGUGUUUAUGUGAAUUGUCCCAAGGAGCGUAGUUGGAUCAAGCGACAUUGUCGUGGGGCGCACAAGCAGCACGUGAUUGAACCACUGCCGGACUUUUGUCGCAAGAUUGUUGGAAAUAAUCUGGCAACCGAGGAAUCGCAAUUGACCAACAUCACGCUCUAUACACCCAAAAAAGAAGUACGACGCGAACGUUAUUAUCCCAAACUAUGCAAAGCGAAAUCUGAGCCAGAUCGAGCAACUGCCGACUUUCUUUUUGCUGCCGAUCGACCAAAGAAUGCCCAGCAAACAAUCACUGAAGUGUGCAUAAGAAGACAUCAUGAGCGGGAGCAGAAGGAGAUUGAAGAGUUCACUCGACUUUGGGAACGUAGUCGUCCAGGUGAAGCGCUGCCACCGUUGCACAGAGCACGCGAAUGGACCAGCACCUCGGAUCCAGAGAAUGUCGAUUCUGGAGCCACACAAACUGUUUCGGAGAGUCCUUCGGAAGUGUCACUUGUGGAGAAGACCAAGGAUAAUUUCGAUACUGCCUAUUGGAUGGCCCAAAAGAAAGCUGGCGACAAUCUCUAUGUGGUUCAAUCGUAUAUGAAACGUCCAGCAAGCUUUAUUGACAUUAAUCGUUCCGUUUUUGAGCUGUAGUUUUGGUUAUAAAACAAUUUGAAAUGUUAACAAAAAAAAUUCUAGUGCAGAAUGUGCAACUUGUUGUCUAAAUAUAUGUGAUUUCCCCUUAGCA
This is a messenger RNA of Drosophila albomicans, 1336 nucleotides long. RefSeq lists its product as uncharacterized. Bases 82 to 1242 code for a protein of 386 amino acids. The record is from RefSeq and is a predicted model, not a curated record. The transcript has a single exon. Lineage: Eukaryota; Metazoa; Arthropoda; Insecta; Diptera; Drosophilidae.